AUGGCCGAAAAAGCUGAAUACAACCCUCCUCUCUACGAACCGCCCCAGGGAAUGCAGCCCCAAAUGCAACACCAACACCAGGGCAUGCAGCCCAUCGAACCAGACCACGCAUACAUCCACGAAGCUCCCACUCCCGUCGUGCAACCCGACGCCUCGCCCAUCCCCAUGCAAACCAUGCAAGCCGUUCCCACAAACCCCAACGGUUACCAAUCCGUGACUCCGCUGCAUGCGCUCAACCGCGCCUCGACGCCCGUUGACUGUCCUGUGUGUGGGAAGCGAGAGAUGACGAAGGUCGAGGCGAGAAACGGAAAUACCAACCAUGGAUGGGCUGCGCUGCUUUGCUGCUGCUUCUGUCUAGGAUGUAUCCCCUACUUGAUGUCGUCGUUGAAGGAUGUCGAGCAUCGCUGUGGAAACUGCAAUGCGCACCUCGCGACAUGGCAUAACAGCGGCCAUGUGGAUAUCCACCAGGGCGGGCAGAAGAAAUAA
Aspergillus wentii DTO 134E9 is the source of this 486-nucleotide messenger RNA. RefSeq names its product LITAF-like zinc ribbon domain-containing protein. The transcript is spliced from 3 exons. Gene Ontology annotation, molecular function: zinc ion binding. The coding region runs from base 1 to 486 and encodes 161 amino acids. NCBI's taxonomy places the organism in Eukaryota, Fungi, Ascomycota, Eurotiomycetes, Eurotiales, Aspergillaceae. The record is from RefSeq and is a predicted model, not a curated record.